AUGCGGAUUGAGCAAGGUUUCUCAUGUGGAAGUAUUGUAGAAGCGUAGCCGUAUUCCAAGUAAGCGUGCUCCUCUGAAGCUUUGCAGUAUUUAGUUGUUUGUAUGUUUGUUUUUUGAAGGCACGGGUGGGAGCGAGUGUGUUUUGCAAGCCAGUGCUCAAACUCUGUCCAAAAAACUGCAAGACGUCUUGACUUGACCCGCUGUAACCACAUAAUUCCGAGUCCCAGUGGUUAAGGUUAUCCGGUCAAGCCCCACCACUGCAAAGCUGCUGCUCCUAGGAACCUGAGCAAGGCUGUUAACCUUCAGUACCUUAAGUUUCUCCUUCAGGUUAGUCAAUGGCAUAACUCCACCUCUGCAGCUUAUCCCUGGGGGAGUGGCCAUCCAACUCCACCCUAUAGCCACACUGCAGGACUGCCUUGGCAACAGCGUGGCAGCAGCGUGAUACCAACAGGAAGUGGGCUUAUCGUCGUGUCGGCGUUACCAUGCCUGCCCUUUCUACAGGAACAGGCCCUGAUGCAGGCCUAUAUGAGCUGUUGUCAGUGUUGCCGUCACAACUGCAGACACAUGUGGAUAGCGCGGAUGACCGCACCUUCCUACACGCUAUGUUCAGGGAGAGGAGUCUGCACUCACUCAUCAAGAUCCACGAGAGGUUGCAGCAGUAUGAGGAGUGCUGCCCUACUCCGGUUCUGGACAGAGCUACCUCUCUCGCCCAAGGUGUGUCUCGGGAGCUUCAGGCUACAUCUCUUAAUGCGGAGGUCAAAGAACUUCUCAAGUUGCUGUCAAAUCCAUACAUGGAGAGUUUGCUGUCAGUCCAUGACACUGUGGCUCAGAAGACUUACGAGCCUCAGCUUCCUCCUCUGCCAGACGACAUUGAUGAUGAUGAAGAUUCAGUGAAGAUCAUCAGACUCGUCAAGAGUAAAGAGCCUCUGGGGGCCACAAUCAAAAGGGAUGAACACACAGGAGCCGUCACUAUAGCCCGCAUCCUGAGAGGCGGUGCAGCAGACAGAAGCGGGCUCAUACACGUGGGAGAUGAGCUGAAAGAGGUCAAUGGCAUCCCUGUGGAUGACAAGCAACCUGAGGACAUCAUUCACAUUCUGGCUCAGUCCCAGGGUGCCAUCACGUUUAAAGUGGUGCCAGGCAUGCAGCAGGAAAGCCCAGCCAAAGAGCCCAAGAUGUACGUGAGGGCUCUGUUCGACUAUAACCCAGAGGAGGACAAGGCUAUUCCCUGUAAGGAGGCAGGCCUGGCUUUCAGGAAGGGAGACAUCCUGCAGGUCAUGUGCCAGGAUGAUGUCACGUGGUGGCAGGCCAAACAUGACGGCCACACCAGUGGCCGUGCGGGACUCAUCCCCUCCAAACACUUCCAGGAGAGGAGGUUUGCACUUUGGAAACCGAUAACCAACCCACAGAAGAUCCCCAGAAAACGGCCAUCUUCUUUUCGGAGGAGUUUUCGGCUCAGCAGAAGAGACAGGAAGACAAAUAAGUCGAUGUACGAGUGCAAGAAGAGUGAUCGGUACGACACGGCCGACGUAGCGACUUACGAAGAGGUGACCACCUACCGCAGAGCCCCCACAGAGAAACACAGACUCGUCCUCCUAGUCGGUCCCACAGGGGUGGGCUUGAAUGAGUUAAAAAAGAAGCUGUUAAUAUCUGACCCGCAGCACUUCAGUGUUACCGUCCCUCACACAUCUCGACAAAAACGGAACCAGGAGAGUGAUGGUGUGGAGUAUCACUUCAUCUCUAAACACCUGUUUGAAGCAGAUAUUCAGAACAACAAGUUUAUUGAAUAUGGCGAGUUUAAGGGGAAUUACUAUGGGACGAGCCUGGACUCGAUCCGGUCAGUUCUAGCCAAAAAUAAAGUGUGCCUUCUGGAUGUGCAGCCCCAUACACUGAAGCACCUCCGCACAGUUGAGUUUAAGCCCUACGUGGUGUUUCUGAAGCCCCCACCAGUUGAGCAUUUGCGGGAGACCAGGAAGAACGCGAAGUUCCUCUCGGGCAAAGACGACAAGGGCUCGGCCAAGCCCUUCACGGAGGAGGACUUCAUGGAGAUGAUCAACACAGCUCAGCAGAUGGAGAACCAGUACGGCCACCUCUUUGACAAGGUCAUCGUCAACGAUGACCUGUCUGCUGCCUUCAGUGCACUCAAGGUCACCCUGCGAAAGGUGGAGUUGGAGGCACAGUGGGUCCCCGUGGGCUGGACCCACUCCUGAAGGAUGCAAGCCCCCCAAGAAGGCCAGGGAAAACCCAGGGCUUCAACAUAAGAGGAGGAACUGGGGAAAAGGGGACGAACCUUGUGGACUCAGGCUGCUGACUCAGUGUUUUGCUCUGCCUAAAUAUGCUGGUGGGGAUGGCUUGUGCUAUUUUAACGGGUCUCCUAUAGGGGUUUCUGGCUGCCUGCAAAACUAAAAGGAGGAAUUAUGGUUUUAUGUUUGUACUUGGUCACCAUAGCUGGACUGGACUAUCUAAUUACACUCAAAUGUCGUCAGGUGUUGUUUAGCAGCUGCUGUGGGUAUGGGUGUGCUGCCAGUCAAGUGGUUGGGUGGCACUAGCCACUCCACAGUGUAAUUUUAACGCUAGUUUAUAGAAACCAAAGUGAUGAUUAUUUUUCUGUGAUCAGUGUACAUGUUUUGUAAUGAAGCUUUGGAAAAGUUGAAUUGUUUUUGCCUUUCACAUCUUAAAUUGCUCUCACUGGGUGAUGCCUUUUUAAACACACAGUGCCCCUGUCACUGGUAUACUACAGAGUUAUUGUGAGUGUCAGUAUCAGUAUUGAUACGACACCGACAAAAUGUUUAAAACAGAAUUUUGAUGAAUUAUUUCCAGGGGUUCCUACGUAGUUGUAUUUAAUUAGAAAAUUAAUAUAUUUUAAUAUUUUCAGGGGUUUGUCUACUUUUUUAUACACAUAUACAAUGCCCUAAUUGUCUGUGUGUUACAAGCAGCUUAGAGCAGCAAAUGGAGGGCCAGUGACGCCCAUAAUGAAAUGCUGAAUGUCUCUGGAGAAUCACCCAGGCAUUAUCGCCAGCUCUCAGGAGAUGAUGUCUUCUCUCUCGCUGGGUGAGGAUGGUUUCAGGUGGGGUGGUGGCAUGGUUUUACCCUUCUUAUUACAUGGCUGGAGACCUUGUCACAUUAGCAGAGACAUCUCAUAUAAACAUACCCUGUGAUGUCUCAAAACGGCUCCGCCUUAAUGAUCGCUGUUGUGGAUGAUGGAGUAUUUGUUUUCACUUGUUUUUUCAUCUCGUGUUUUAAUCCAUUUCCCGGUUAGGCUCUGGGCUGCAGUCUUGUCUCUGUCGGUCUGCUGCACCUGUCUUCAAUAAAUGCUUUGGGUGAAA
Molecule: messenger RNA, 3323 nt
Organism: Electrophorus electricus (electric eel)
Lineage: Eukaryota; Metazoa; Chordata; Actinopteri; Gymnotiformes; Gymnotidae
Gene: mpp7a
Product: MAGUK p55 scaffold protein 7a
Molecular function (GO): protein binding
Source: RefSeq, a predicted model, not a curated record